CCUCCGGUUUCUCUCUCCCACGCUUCUUGGUCUGCAAAGCUGCCCCACAUUCUCUCUCUUUCCUCCAAGAAGUAAUCCAUUAUCUCGGGCGGAGGAGCCGAGCGUGGAUGAAGAGGCUCCUUCUCCGCCCUCGAAUCCAUGCCUAAGAGCCUAAGAAAGAUCUUCGCCUCCGUCGCGUCCAAGGUCUCCAAGAACUCCAGCUCCGGAGCUCCGCUCCCGGAGCUCGCCACUCUUAAGAAGCUCGCGGUCCCUCCCCGCUGCGUCCCCUCGCGUUCUCCUACCACCACCGGAGCUGCGGCAAAGCCCGCGAAGGCUUCUCCUACGGUCUCGUCGCAGGUGCUGGCCCGGCUCAAGGAAGCUGCUUCGAAGAACUCCAAAGCAUCCCUUCCAUCUGCAGAAGACUCUGCGGUAGAGAUUUCGAGGGCGAUAUCAUCCAUAUUACAUGGUAACAAUGAUGCAGCAGGCCAAUCUUCAGCAGAGCCCAUGCUAAAGAAAAUUUUAGAUUUACCAUGGUUCUCAAACAUGUCUCAUGCUGGCACAGCACAGUGGAGGAAGGAUGUAUCAAGAGGAAGGAAGCAGAAAUAUAAAUUCAAGAAUACAGAGUCUUAUCAUUUUACCAAACUGAUGAGAAUGUGUGCAAGCAAACUGGGUACUGAGUCCACUCUUGAAUUCUUUGGUAAAUUGGGGAGAGAAACAGGUAUCAAGGAAUACAAUGCCUUGAUAAAACUUUGCAUAGGCAGGGCAAGAUAUAGUGCUGAAGAAGAUUCAUUGGUCCAAAUUCAUAGGGCCUAUCAACUCUUUUUGUCCAUGAGAGAAAGGGGUUUUCAAAUUGAUGAAGAAAGUUAUGCUCCAUUUCUUAUGUAUUUGAUUGAUAUGAAAAUGACACAAGAAUUCGAACAUUUCAGUAAAUUCUUUAAAGAUGAGAAUCCAGGAUCCUGCUUUAGAAUAGGAUACUUUGAGAUGUUGCUUUGGAUUAGAGUUGGUGAUGAAGAUAAAAUUUGGGAGCUAUGCAGUUCUCUUGGAAUUGGUCGCAAUGAAGAAAACUACAGCCUAGCAGAGAGCUACUUGUUGGCAUUUUGUGAAAGUGAUCGGAAAGAGGAGCUCCUGAAGCUGUUAGAAGUGUUAGAUAUCAGCAAAAUUUCAUCUUUUAAUCAUGUGGCUACUAUAUUUAAGUCCUUAGGGAGGACACAGUUGCAGAAGUUCGCAGAAAAGUUCAUUUUGGAACUGAAGACAACAGGGGCUGGAGAAGAGAAUAUCUCGUCAUUCAUUUAUGAUUAUGCUACUAGCAUACCAAAUUUACCGGUUGAAGACACUAUAUCAGAAUUCAAUAACUUACACCAGAAACUUGAAGUGAUUCCCUCCACUGCAUCAUUUGACAAACUCAUCACACUUUGCUGCAAAUUAUCUAAGGUUGAUGCGGCCCUUGAUGUAGCCGACCGUAUGUGUCAGUCUUGUUCAAAUGUAUCAAUUGAAUCUUUCCAUCCGAUAUUGCAUGCUUGCGAGCAAUGUUGUGAACCUAACAUGGUCCAUCCUAUUUACUUGGUGAUGUGGCGGCAUAACUUGAAACCAAAAGGAGACACCUUCAAAAGCAUGAUAAGUUUGUGCAUGAAGUUGAAAGAUUUUGAAGGUGCAUACAACCUGCUGACAGAUGCAGAAGAGAUGAAUGAGAUGCCUACAGCAGGCAUGUAUAAUGCUAUCAUGGCUGGAUAUUUUAGACAGAAAAAUAAUUGUGGAGCAUUGAUGGUUCUCAAGCAAAUGGAAGAUGCAAAUAUAAAACCAGAUUCUGAGACUUUCAGUUACUUGAUAUCUAAUUGUGAAUCUGAGAAGGAUAUUGGCAAGUAUCGUGAGGAAAUGCAGCGUGCUGGGCUUCAAGUUACAAAGCAUGUCUACAUGGCACUUAUAAAUGCAUAUGCAAAUUUUGGAAAUUUUAAAAUGGCAAAAGAGAUUGCCUUGGAUCGUGACAUUCCAAACAAAUUCCUAAACGAAAUUAAAAGUGUACUUGUAUCAGCCCUUUCUUCAAAUGGGCAGAUAUCUGAUGCACUUAGAAUAUAUGAUGAAAUUAAGCAAGCGGGAUGCAGCCUUGAGCCCAAAGCUGUCAUUAGCCUCAUUGAACACCUUCGAACUGAAGGAGAGUUAGAUAGAUUGCUUCAGCUUCUAGAGGAGUUGAAUGAUUCAAGCAGUUGGUUUGAUGGCUGCAGUAGAAUAGCUUUGUAUUGCAUUCAAUACAACAUUGCAGAUGCUGCUGUUAAAUUACUUAAGCAGCUCCAGAAGAAAGAUGAAUCAAGUACAUAUAUUGUUAUUGAUCAGAUAUUUAGCCAAAUAUGGGAGACAGAAUCCACAAAUUUAAAUAUUGGUUUGGAAUUACUCCGAGCUGUUAAAGAAGAGCUUGAUCUUCAUCCUUCUCGAACAAGUCUUGAUUUUCUUCUUAGUACCUGCGCAAAAGUAAAAGAUUCACAACAUGCAUGGUUCAUUUGGUCCGAGUAUAGCAAUGCUGGCCUGCCUUACAACGUUUUGACCUUCUUGAGGAUGUAUCAAGCCCUUCUGGCAUCAGGAGAGUGCAAAGCUGCAAAAAAGAUGCUGAAAGAAAUAGAGGAAGAGGAUCCUCAUGUUCGUUCUAUUAUCAAGUCUUGUAAAAUGAAAUAUAGGAGGACUAUUUCGGAGAACGAGGAUAGGAAUUAAGUAUCCUAUCAGAUGUUGUUUUUCAUAUAGAACAUGGCGGGCUAUGAAGGCUCAGGUUAGAAGACAUAUUUAUUCUGAUCGAAAAGAGGAAAGUCUUUCCUUCUAUGAAUCUCUUAUACCUCAUAACUUAAACCAUUCUAAUAGUCUGAACCAUGGCUUACAGCUCUGGAAUGACCUAGUCUGCCAAAAUGGACGAAUGCCUAAAAGUUUGUUAAGAUGCUCUUUACUGUCUCAAAGAAAAGAAUUUGCUUAAGCCAAGAUGCAACUGACAAGUCCAUUGCUAAUCUGUCUCAAAGAAUCAAGUUAUAAGACAGAUUUGCAAGACAAGCCAAAAAUAAGGAACUUGACCCAUGAAGAUGCUCUUUACAGUACCUUGCUCAUUUUGUACCAAGCAAUGAGGACCAGCUUCACCCCAUAAGUUAAUCCUUUGCUACUGCUCAUUCUGUGUUGUUUCUUGAUGAUAAGAUUUAUUUUCUUGUUGCAGCAUGACAAUGUCUGUAUUUAAGGCACAAGCAUCUGCCAAUGACAUGCUACUGGGUUUUCUUUGGAAGAAAUUCGUGAAUUUGUCUGCAUGUUUGCAUGUAAGGAAUCUUUGUUGCUUUAUGAAGUACAUCUCUUGGAGAGUUUUUUUC
Messenger RNA from Elaeis guineensis (African oil palm), 3311 nucleotides. RefSeq names its product pentatricopeptide repeat-containing protein At4g04790, mitochondrial. NCBI's taxonomy places the organism in Eukaryota, Viridiplantae, Streptophyta, Magnoliopsida, Arecales, Arecaceae. The record is from RefSeq and is a predicted model, not a curated record. Gene Ontology annotation, molecular function: protein binding.